This is a messenger RNA of Trichomonas vaginalis G3, 318 nucleotides long. RefSeq names its product organellar and viral DNA polymerase type B. The transcript has a single exon. The coding region runs from base 1 to 318 and encodes 105 amino acids. NCBI's taxonomy places the organism in Eukaryota, Parabasalia, Trichomonadida, Trichomonadidae. The record is from RefSeq and is a predicted model, not a curated record.
AUGACUAUUGCCGCAUAUGCUUAUGAAACUAACGAAGCUAAUAUAGCACAUGAAUUAGUAAAUGAAAAUACAACAUUAACCGUAGAUGGUCAUGAUAUUAUUAUUGACGACGGAAAUGAAAAGAAAAUUAUUGACUUUAAUACAUUGCAAACAUAUGACCCUUUCAUUACUACUAGCAGAGUUCCUGUCAUAACCGACGGAACAGUUCAAUACAUAACUUCUACAUUGGAUGCUUCAUUAGUUAAAGUACUUAAUGUUCUCAUUGAAUUAUUAAAUAGCUUUCGAUUUGACGACAACAUUAAAUGUCUCAAAAAUUGA